This is a messenger RNA of Polyodon spathula (Mississippi paddlefish), 3578 nucleotides long. Its product is annotated as MIF4G domain-containing protein B-like. The transcript has 6 exons. Gene Ontology annotation, cellular component: cytosol. Gene Ontology annotation, molecular function: RNA binding; translation activator activity; protein binding. Gene Ontology annotation, biological process: regulation of translational initiation. The record is from RefSeq and is a predicted model, not a curated record. Lineage: Eukaryota; Metazoa; Chordata; Actinopteri; Acipenseriformes; Polyodontidae. Bases 117 to 785 code for a protein of 222 amino acids.
GAGUCUUCUAGGUGAUGUCAGCAGUCUUUGUGUCCUGACAGGAGCUCGGAUUAUAAAGCGGUUCCAGUUUAUGGUGCUAUUACCCUCCCUGCAGGAGGAGAGUGUGUGUGUAAACCAUGGAUAAUUCAAACAAGGAGGAGUACAAGAUCCAGUCCUUUGAUGCGGAAACACAGCAGCUGCUAAAAACAGCGCUGAAAGAGCCCGGUGCGGUGGACCUGGAGAAGGUGGCCACGGUGAUUGUGGAUCAGUCUCUGAAGGAUCAGGGGUUCAGUAAAGAAGCCGGCCGGAUCUGCUUCACCAUCGUUCAGGCAGAGACCAAGCAGAGUGGCUCCAACGUGUUCCGGAGGAGCCUCCUGAACCGGCUGCAGCAGGAGUUCAAGAACCGGGAGGAGACUCGGAGCAGGUCCUUGCAGGAGUGGGUCUGCUACGUCACCUUCAUCUGCAAUGUCUUCGACUACCUCAAGGUGAACAACAUGCCCAUGAUGGCGCUGGUCCACCCUGUGUAUGAUUGUCUCUUCAGACUGGGUCAGGCGGACUCGCUGCAGAACGAGGAGGAGGUGGACUGCCUGGUGCUGCAGCUGCACCGGAUCGGGGAUCAGCUGGAGAAGAUGGACGUGCAGCGCAUGGACGACCUGUUCUUCGUGCUGCGGGACGGCUUCCUGCUGCAGGAGGGGCUCAGCUCGCUGGCACGCCUCCUGCUGCUGGAGAUCCUGGAGUUCAGGGCGGGGGGCUGGCGGCUCAGCGACACGGGACAGAAAUACUAUUACAGCGAGCUCACGGACUGAGGAGGGACGGGAGCAGGGCAGGGGUUAGAGAUGGCAGGUAUCACACCGGGGCAAGGGUGAGGGAAAGAGAUCUUCUCAAAGUCCAGACCAGCUAGGUAUAACUACAAGCCAAUAGAGUGAAGCACACACACAUUUUGGCGAAAACCUUUUAGCUUCUAGUUGCACCUAAGUGCAGUAUCAGGUGUGUGAAGGAGUUGGUUUUUGGCCACUAAAUGAAGAUUCAAGAUGUUAAAAUACUGCUCAAUAAUUUCAUCAUUCAGCACGUUUCAGUGGCUCUCAUCCUUAAACUUCCUUCACAGCUGCAGGUAUACUGUCUGCUUCAACACAUAUGACAUGAAGUGUAUGCCUUUCAGAUAUAAGAAGUGUGCACAUGUCUCUACAGUACACAAAGUCUUAAAUUUUCUGAACCAGCCCCAACAGGAUUGACUCCUGAUGCCUCUAACCCUACAGAAAACCCCAGAGUGCAUCACUGUGACUGCUGAGCACCAGCUGAGUCAAACCAAAACAGAUUGCUGUAACCGUGCUGCAGGCUUAGUGAAACUUUUCUCACUUUGCAUGCAUGUGUCCAGCAGAUCUUUAAUCACAGGUUUGCCUUUUUUGAAACUUGAGUGUUAAUUACACAAGUUUGUAGCACUUAACAGUGGGGGAAAAAAAUCUGGCUGCGUCUGUUAAUGAACUGUAACAUUGAACAGCCUACCAAUUUGUGACCCGCCCCCUUCUGAACAGCAAUAUCCAGCUAUCUUUGCAUGCUAUUGGUUGAGUUGGGAGUUCCAAAGCAGCUACAGAGAGGCAAGCCAAUACAAAGUGGUGGGCAGCACUCCUUGUAUACAAAAUACUUCAAGCUCUGUACUUUUUGCAGCUAUGUAGUUUUGUAACAGCCCUGGUUAGUUUGGCAGGUCAUGGGUUCAAAUACAUGCUGACAGAAGGAGGUGCUCUUCACUGCCUCAGUACAUACAAUACUCUGUUCAUAUACCUGUUUUGGGGAGUGAUUGGUUGCUGUACACAGAUCUAGGAAUAGGCUGACCUGGAUUUCUUUUUUCUUCUAACUUUUCUACACUGUUUUUGAUACAGAAGUUGAUUUUUUUUUUUUUUUCAUGAACUCGGGGAUGAAUCACUGUCUGGUGCUAAAAAAAAAAAAAAAAAAGACACACAAAAAUUUAAAGAAUUGUUAUUGUUGAUUUGGAGUAAGAAGAAAUGUUGUUACGUUUUCCACGUGGGGUUUUGUUUCCAUUAUCAACUUCAGGGCCAUUUCACAGUUGUGCUGGUCCAGGAUCAGGGUGGGGGUCAGUUGCUGCUUUUCAAUUCCAUUUUAAAAUCAAUUUCCCAUUCCCUUUGAAUCAAUCCCAGCACAUCAUUGAUCAAAAUUGCAAUUAGCAGCAUUCUGUUAAAACGAGCGUCUCACAGUGGUAACAAAUUACUUCUUUUGAAGCCACUGUUCGUCAAUCAGUUGAACAAUCAGUGCAAACGUGUCUCUACAAUAUCAAUCCCAAGUUGUCCACAUGCCAAGUACCGGAUACCUGGCACGAAAGGAAAGCUGGUUUUACUGCCAUCAUUCUCUUAUUUCUCGUUUGAGAUGUUUUCUUUUUUUUCCUCUUGUGUAAGGUUAAAUGGAUCCUAACUGUGCUACCUGAUCAAUGAACUAAAUACUGAAUUCUGGGUGUUUAAGACUCCCCAACCUGGCAGACAGUGUUUUUGUCUUGCAGUGUUGUGUGCAUUUGAAGGAUAACCAAGGCUUUUUAAGAGAUUAUCUUACCUUUUUCAAUUGUGUGAACAUUAUCUGGGGCCCAUCCCCUUCCUGAAAACAUACUCCAUUGUUUUUCUACUUUAAAUUUGAACUCUGCUGUGGGUCGGAUUGUAGCUCAACCAUCCAAGUGAGUUUGAACUAAAGUGAAGAAAUGCAUCAGGUGCCAGCAAGCUGUAGCAACGUUCAUCUCCAGUGCUGUAGUUAAACUACUUGCUUGUUCUAAAUUCAUUCAAUACAGGAAGACCAACCACUGAGAGAGAUGCUUCUGCUAAUAAAAGGGAAGCCAUGGGUUUCAGAACUUUGGUUAUCACUCCUGUAGCAUCCUAAUGUCUUCUGUGCUAAUGCAAGUUAAAGGGCAGCUGGUGUGCUGUGUCUAGUAUGAGGGAUCAGUCUACAUAGGCUAAUAGUUUCCAUGGUUUAUAUUUCAUACUGAAUAAAGGGAAGCACUAAGAGUUGUAUUAUUACUAAUGUUUUUGCUUUCAUAAGAACAUGUAAAGUACAUUUUUUUUUUUUUUUUUUUUACAACUAGAACAUGUUCAUUUAUUUUUUUUUCUGUUCCAAGACUGAGUUUAGGCUGUAGAAAUGGGGUGGAGGAUUUGAUGCAUUGAGGAUUUUGUGUUUGAUGCCUAUGAAAAUAAAAUGGUUAAAAUGUGGUGCUUCUGUUGGCUUGAACUUACUUAAAAACUUUUCUACAAGUACAGUAUAUUUAUUAACAUGCAUCAAAAAGAACAAAAAAAACAUGCUAUAUAGAACUUAAUCAUUAAUAAUUAAGGCAUAUGAAAAACCUCUUUUACAGCAUAUGAAAUUGCUACCUUAUGUUUGCAUUGCUGUCUGCAUUCCCCACUGCUGCAGUGCAGGACUGUAUAAACUUACCCACAUUCACUUAAGGAAACAAAAGUCCCUUUGAGAAUCUGAGCACUCCCCAAGCCAAGAACGCGCUUCUGCCCUGGGAGGGAAUUAUGAAAGGGCUGUUCAAUCCAGAACUGGUAAUUAAUUGAAUAGAUUCCAACUACUGAAUGAUUUGUGUGUUUUUUUUUUUUUUUUUUUUU